This is a messenger RNA of Chlamydomonas reinhardtii, 2256 nucleotides long. RefSeq lists its product as uncharacterized. The transcript has 6 exons. Lineage: Eukaryota; Viridiplantae; Chlorophyta; Chlorophyceae; Chlamydomonadales; Chlamydomonadaceae. The record is from RefSeq and is a predicted model, not a curated record. The coding region runs from base 138 to 1460 and encodes 440 amino acids.
AUGAAACAAGAUACGAUACGAGCAGAUUACUAACCAGAAAUGGCUAGACACAUAAAACGAGCCUGCGUUUAGCGAGUUCUGUUUUCGUCCAGCUCGACUCAGUAGAAUACACACUAAGCCGUGCCUGCUGAGUAAAGAUGAAAUGCUGCAUAGAAUGCGUGGCAAGCUCGGCGUAUAGUUGCUUUAGCCGGACGACCUUGACAGUCCUGGCGGUGCUUAAGGUCCUCGUAUCCGUCAGCAUCAUCGUCAUCGUGGCCGUGAAGCUGGAGAACGUGACCAUCGCGGUGCAGCUGCCGGUGUCCUCGCUCGCCGACCUGACCACCGUGGCUGGGAUAGCCAACGUCACCAACAGCCUGCUCGGGGCCACGCCGGCCGCCGCGGGGGGGACUGGGGGAGCCUCCGGCGGGACCUCGGGUUCCGGGGCGGGGGGCGGCACGGACCUGAACGCCACGGCUGGGCCCAUACACGUGGACGCGGCGUGCCUGCUGCAGAAGCGCGGGAAUGCGGGCCAGUUUGACGGCGACUCCAAAACCAUGUGCAGUUACGUGUACGGGGUGUGCGCCAUCAGCCUGGCCGCCACCUUCGUGAUGGCCUGCCUGCUGUGGUGCACCUGCCACCUGUGCGGCUGGGGGCCGCUGUUGGAGCUGAUGUUCGCGCUGCUGGGGCUGGCGUGGUGGCUGGCGGCAGCGCUGGUGCUGCAGGAGCACACGGCCAUCUCUGUGGACACGGGUCCGGCGGCUGUGCGCCUCAUUGUGGGGAAUGCACCGCCGCCGCCGCCGCCAGCCGCCGCGGCGACGCUGUUUCCGCCGCCGCCGCCGCCUCCGGCGGUGCUGCCGCCCGCCGGCAACGCCACCAGCGACCUGGCGGCCCAGCUGGGGGAGCUGCUGGACGAGUGGAUGCCCACGAGCCUGAACCAGUGGCGUAACACGGUGGUGGGGCUGAGCUGGACCAUGAUGGUCAUGUUUGGCGGCGCGGGCCUGCUGCUGGCGGUGGAGGCGUGCGGCUGCCUGGUGGAGGUGGUGGCUUGCUGCUGCAGGUGCUGCUGCUGCCCCAACAGGCCGGAGAGCAAGUGGCGCAGCCGCCUCAGCAACACCAGGCGCAAGCGGGUGGACGGCGAGGAAUACAUGGAGAUGGCGGCAGGGAUACCCAACUCCUCCGCCUCGCCGAGUGGCGGCGGCGGCGCCGUGCCCGUGUCCUCGCUGCCAGCGGGGCCGCCUGCUGGACCAGCGGUAGGAGCAGCACCUGCGGGGGCGCCGGCGGGAUAUGGGUCAGGCGGGCACGGGUUCGGCCCGGGGGCGUAUAGCGGCGGCGGUGGGGGGCGGGGGGCAUAUAGCAGCGCCAGCGCGGCGCCGCCGAGUGUGGUGGUGGUUGCGCGGUCGGAAGGUUAUGGGGUCAGGUCGUGGGCGGACCGAGAGCGGGAGGAGCGGGAGAAACGAGCGCCGGGCGGGUGGGGGUACUAAGGUUGGGGUAAAGCAGGAUGUCUUGUGUGCGCCAGCAGCCCAUUCGGCAGCAGUCAUGUCAGUCAUGUGGUUGGUGACUCGGUGUGGGUUGUGAGUGGCCUUCGAACGGGCGUGACUGGAACACGAGUCACGUCCUUGGCAUUGGGUUGUGGCUCUCGGAGGGGCGUGAUUGGAACGCGAGUGGGCACAGGUUGGGUGAUGUUUGGUCAUGCGCUUGACCGAUCCGUGAACGAGAGACGGCCGUGAGCCAGAUAGUCAGAGAGCAAAGGUAGGUUUCGCGAUAUGUUGGACGCAGGUGGCAAGGCAGGUGGUGAGCUACUGGUUUGAUUUUGUGGUGUGAGAGCCGCCUCACCCCGCUUAGCACGUGCUUGAGUGCUGUGCUGUGCUGCAGUAGGGUCAUAGGGUGUGCUACCGGUGUUACUUUUGUGUGACGGUGCUUGGCUGCCGUAGCGGCAUGGACACACAGGGGCCGAAAGGGACAGGUUGGUUGCACAGAGUAGAGUAGAUCAAGCCAAGUGGUCGGGAGUACAGCGCGCAAUGCACGCACUGACGCAUCAAAUGCCCAGAGGCGUAGUGUAUCCAGCUGCAGUGGAGUGUGCAGCAAGGGAGUACGGUAGUGGUGUGUAGGAUGAGCGACGCACCGUUCGCGUCGACCAGGCUCGUGUGGCCUAUAUGGCUGCUUAGCGGGCGAGACACAAUUCAGAAACACUAGCUGACAGCGUGAGAAGACCAUUCGUUUUAAGGCCCCUGUGUGGGCAGAGGGAUGCAGGCGCUCUGGAUUUCGCGACGACCCCGG